AAAGAAACAACGGCUAGAGUUACAGGGGUCUCAUACAGCCUGCCUGCAAACUUCACUUCGUACAACAGGUCUCCGUGUUUCAGACCUUGAAAACGAUUUAUCAGAUGUUGGAUGUGUUGAUAGUUGGAGCAGGUCCUCAUGCUCUCAUCCUGGCUACCCUGCUCUUGAACCCCCAGCAGCAUGUCAGCUCCUCCAAUGCAGAAAUCCUCCAGGGGAUACAGCUCAGCAAGACGAAUUCCAAGACUGGACGGACCAAGAGCAAGAGGAGAUCUGUUGAUACACUGUCAGAACUGCACAGAGACCCAGAAUGCCCACAGUGUCCUCAUGUGAACUUCAAGGUGGUGGAUUCUUAUGGAGAAUGGGCUUCCCUGUGGGAGAGCCAGUUCACUGCCCUCAAUAUCCCUCACCUUCGCUCACACAUGCUGGUACACACUAACCCUCUCAAUAAGAAAGCCUUGCAAGAGUUUGUGCUGGCGGAGGAUCGUGUAGCUGAGCUUCACUCUCUCCCUGAGAGGGUCUACAUUCAGGAUAAGAACGCCUUCUUUAAUGACGGACGCCUCGGCAAGCAAAACAGGAAGCUUCUCAGCGCUGCUCGAGGCCUGCAGAGAAACUUAUAUUUUAGCCUGCCAGGAACUCAGCUCAGUGUGGACUUCUUCAAGGAGCAGGUGCGCAGGUACCAACUGGACCAUGUCCUCAUUAAAGGCACUGUGGACAGAAUUACUCCACUGCUCUCUGAAAAACAAAAGAAAGUUGAAUUCUUUCGAGUGACUCUAGACACCGGGGACACUCUUGAGGCCAAAAGAGUGGUGCUAGCCACAGGACCCACCAGAGAACAGAUGGCAAAUAUCCCUCCAUGGGUGAGAGCAAUUGCAGAGAAUUACCCUGAAGAGCGGUUGCAGCACACGGUGGAACUGAUGCACCUCCUUUCGCAACUCAAAGCUAAAGGCAGUCACCUCACAGACACUCAAUGCUGUACUAUCACAGGCCCACCUGCUGUAUGCCAUAGCAACCAGAGAGUAAUGGUAAUUGGUGGAGGCCUGACCAGCGCCCACAUCAUCUCCAUGGCUCUGCAACAAGGUGCAAGUCAAGUGACCUGGGUCUUGCGCAAACAUGUACAGCUGAAACAGUUUGAUGUUGGAGAUGUGGAGAGUCUGAUCGGCCGCUACUCGCACAUUGAGCACGGUAUCAAGCUGGAUGGCCUGGCCUACCUGCGGCAGUUCUAUGGAGAGAGGAGUCUUCACAGGAGGCUAGCAAUGAUCAAACAGGCUCGCAAAGGAGGAGCCGUGACACCGGAGGCGUAUGCACACCUGCAGCCUUUCAUUCAGUCAGGGCAGCUGCUUGUCAAGCCAUACUGCCAGGUGACUGAGGCAACGUGGUGCUAUGAAACUCAGACGUGGAAGGUCUCCCUUUGUGAUGGUGAAAAAUGGACCGGUGACAGGAUCUGGCUUGCAACUGGCUGCAAGCUGGAUGUUAAUCAAGACCCCUUACUUUCAGACAUCAAGAAGCAUUUCCCAAUUCAGGUGCUUGAAGGAUGGCCGUGUAUAUCAGAGACACUCCAGUGGGCUCCUGGAUGUCCUGUUUACCUGAUGGGACAGUAUGCAGCGCUUCAGGUUGGUCCCCAUGCUGUGAACCUCGCAGGAGGCCAGGCGGCAGCUUUGCGCAUUGCCAAGGAUAUCAUAGAUGAACACGGCAGUGAAGAACAGAACACUGAAACCACCAAAGUGGAAAAGUCACGAACUGAAGAGUACAUUUCCCACAUGCAUGGCCUCAUGUGGCUCUGAUGCUGAAAUUUAGAUCUGUUGCACUGCAAGUGACAUUAUGUCUGGCCAGAAUUCAUUAAUAAAGCUAUCAUGACCAAGUUUGCCACCGUGAAGCUCCAGCCUGAUGGUGGAUGUUUCUAUGUCUGCAUGCAUUAGAUAAGGGUGCUAAGUCCUUGUAUAGUAACAUCCUGCCAUGACUCGCCUUCCAGACAGAUGUAGUGCACUAGUUUGCAGAUGUAGUGCACUGGGUAUGCAGUUAAGACUAUACUGUACAUACAGACACUGGCCAUUUUAAUAGGAACACCGGUACACCUGCUUGUUCAGGCCGUUAUCCAAUCUUCAGAAAAUCAUGCAGAUACAGAUCAAGAGCUUUUUGUAGUGAUGGCAAACUGAAGGAUUCCUCCCAUUAAGUAAUGCUGUGUAUAGAAUAAUAAUUGUAAUAGAUUUUGUUGUGAAGGAAUAGUUCACCUAAAAACAAAAUCAUUGAGCAAUAAAAAAUUGCAGGUUAUAAUGUUA
Messenger RNA from Ictalurus punctatus (channel catfish), 2276 nucleotides. RefSeq lists its product as uncharacterized. Gene Ontology annotation, molecular function: oxidoreductase activity. The transcript has 10 exons. The record is from RefSeq and is a predicted model, not a curated record. Lineage: Eukaryota; Metazoa; Chordata; Actinopteri; Siluriformes; Ictaluridae. The coding region runs from base 105 to 1781 and encodes 558 amino acids.